Molecule: messenger RNA, 6857 nt
Organism: Apis laboriosa (Himalayan honeybee)
Lineage: Eukaryota; Metazoa; Arthropoda; Insecta; Hymenoptera; Apidae
Exons: 4
Coding region: 1415-4174 (919 amino acids)
Biological process (GO): monocarboxylic acid transport; transmembrane transport
Molecular function (GO): monocarboxylic acid transmembrane transporter activity
Source: RefSeq, a predicted model, not a curated record
AGUCGUAUGCAUUGGCGAAAGCAUUGCCAGCUAUCAGUAUUAGUUCGGCCGUCCUCAUGUGCGCACUCGAGGCGCUCUACGCGACACCGUUACGACCAUUUCAUUAGAGAAAAACGAACUUUUACGCGUACGAGACUUCGAUGUGAUAGAGUGAGGUUAACCGGAACAAAAACAGUAUCGAGAAGUAAAAUAAUUUUAAAACGUUGACACUUGUUUUAACAGCAUUAAUUAAUAAUAAAGAAAUAAAAAAGAUAAAAAAGAAAAAAGAAAAGUGUUUUUCCAAGAUACGAUUUGUCGAAACAAUCGAAUGUUUGAUUAUUCUCUUCCUUGUUUAACCGGUUAAUCGAUAGAAGAUUAUUAAUAACUUUUAUUGUUGCGGCAAUAACGUCAGUGUAAACGAACAGUAUCUUCUGAUUUAUGUUUAAAAUCUUUUAUAUACAAUCGUUGAUGAAAAUGUCCAGUGAUUGUUGAUAUUACGUAAAAAAUAUACGUGCGGAAUAUGAAUCGUGUUGCAACGUAAAGAUAAAUAACCGAAUUAAAUUAGUUUUAUUCGCGUAAUUCUUCUACACAACUCGUGUAAUCCAUUUGAAAUAAGUCAUUCGCGAAGCCGUAUCGAAUAACCGGUCUUUUUUUUCCUUUCUCGUCCUUUGCUUCUGUCAGCGAACGAGUCCGGAUAUACGCUUGUUUUUCAUAACGGUCUGGAAGUAAACAAAACAGUCUGUUCGAUCGGUCAUUGGUAACAGAAAUAGUCCCGAUGAAAAUGGACGGAUAUUAACGAAUACACCGCAAGAGCCGAAGCAGUACCGUUCGCCGUAUGGGUGCCUGGGUUGACGAUCGUUUCGCGGCGGAGGAGGCGGUCCCGAUUAUCCAGGGCCCGAGAAGAAGGAAAGCGUCCCGCAUACUGGGCCACGUUUGCGAUGGUUGCGGCCCGGACGCGAUACACCACCAGUGUUUCGCCACCAGGAACUUUGCCGAUUCGCGCGUAUCGUCCUUGUUGCCGUUGCGCCGCCAGUUCACUAGACAGCUCUACGAGUGGCCGGGUUUACCGUUGUUCAAAUCAAGGACGAAACUAGAUCAGUUUUGAACAAUCGAUCGCGUUUCCCCCUCGCGAUAUGACGAAUACUUCUUUUCCAGCGGUGCCCGUGUUUUAUCGUUGAGUGCUUGCCACGAGAAGAGGCGAGGCAACAGAAAGGAUAAAGGAUAUAAUAGGGCAGGGGAGAAGAGCGGAGAGAAGCGCGUAUCGUCGAUCUCUGAUCGGUGUAGCGGCAGUAGUAGUAGUAGUAGUAGUAGUAGUAGUGGACGAGAGGGGUGGAAGGAAGAAUUAGAUUCGAUGUCGUUGCGUUGGCCGGUCGAGGAGGACUGCGCUUGAACAGCGGGCUCUCCUCCCUUAUUCUUGGUCGUCUCAGGCAUCAUCAUGGCCGAGUGGGCCAAGUUCAACGGCGAGGAGAAGCCGACUCGAUCGUCGAGGAAGAAGGCGGGGGAGGAGGGGGGCGGGGGCGUGGAGGCGAGCGCGGCGCGGAGAAGCAGCGACGGGGAGAGGGGGAGAGGGUGUUCCACGUCGAACAGAAUCCCCCAGGAGGCGACGCCGGUUGGAGCGGCGGGGUCGGGGAAGGGUAGCGAGGACGCGUCCGAGUCGAGCUCGUCGUCGAGGCAGAGGAAGAAUUCCGAUCGAAUCGGGAUCCUGUCCGAGGAACCGUCGAAAUCUAUCAACGAUCAGAGCUACGUGAACUCGAUCGCGACCGAGAGGGACGAGGAAAUUCGCAAUUGCUUGGACAGGAAGGCGUUGAACGUGGGUUACGAGGAGGCCGGGUCGAAGAUACGGGAGGAAGCGAGGCACGAGUUGGCGAACGAAUCGUCACGUAAGAACUCGGCUAAGAAGCCGGACAGUUUGUACAACAAGGAUAAGAAUGUCGAAAGCCCGGCAAAGCGCAAAAGCGUUUUCGCGGAGAGGAACUCGAUCUUCGCCUCGCCGACCAAGAUCCUGUCCAAGAAUCAAUCCUCGUCCCAGAAGAGCAUGGAGAAAUUGGUGAACGGUAAGCUGGGGCGAGAGGACAGGCAACAGCACCACGUGCAAUUCAACAAAGACUCGAAGAGGCAGCAGUCGAGGGAUACGCAGAGGCCCCAGUCGAGCCCCUUGAUCCCACCCUCGACGACCAACAGCUCGGACGACAACUCGAGCCUCGGCCAAUUGUGCGAGGCCACGCCGCCCGACGGCGGUUGGGGUUGGGUGGUGGUCGCGGCCUCGUUCAUGGUCAACCUGAUAGCGGACGGUAUCACGUUCUCGUUCGGUGUCAUCUACGUCGAGUUCCUCAAUUAUUUCGGGGAGGGUAAGUCGAAGACCGCCUGGAUAGGGAGCUUGUUCAUGGCGAUGCCGCUGUUGUCGGGCCCCGUGGCAAGUUUCCUCACGGACAGAUACGGUUGUCGGAGGGUGUCCAUAGCGGGGAGCAUCCUGGCCACGGCCGGCUUCGUCGUCAGCUCUUACGCGAACUCGAUGGAAGUUUUGAUAUUCACGUUCGGCGUCCUCGCCGGUUUCGGUUUGUCCCUGUGCUUCGUCGCAGCCGUGGUCAUAGUCGCCUAUUACUUCGACAAGAAGAGAUCGUUCGCCACCGGGUUGUCCGUAUGCGGAAGCGGUAUAGGAACGUUCAUAUUCGCCCCUGUCACCCAGUACCUGCUCGCCGAGUACGGUUGGCGGGGAACCACGUUGAUAUUGGCAGGCCUGUUCCUCAACCUGGCCGUGUGCGGCUGCCUGAUGAGGGAUCUUGAGUGGACGACGAUCAGGGCGAAGGCGAAGACCGAGGAGAGGCGGAAGAAUCGGGAGAGGAAGAGGGGCAGGAUACAGAGCUCGAGCGUGGACUCGUUCUCGGCCAACAGCUCGCUCAACACUCUCACGAUCAUGGAUAAUCUUCGGAUUCAGGAGAAGGAGGAGGACGACGAGAAGCUGUUCUCCAGUCUGGUGAGCUUGCCCACGUUCGUGAAGAACAGCGAGAAGGUGCCGUUGGAGGUAUUGGAACUUCUGAGCACGCGUAAGAACGUGUACAACGUGUUGCUGCAAAAUUAUCCGAGCUUGCUCAUCUCCUCGAGAAGUUUCAGCGACUCGGGGCCCCUUCACGACCAGCUCAGCACACCCUCGGCCCGAUUCGUGCCCACCCCCAGCUCCCUGUCCGAGUUGAAGAGCGAGGAGAACAAGGAUGAGGGUAAGGUGCCGGCCAACGACGAGCAAACCCUUCAACAGCAAACGGACGCCGCUUGGCGGCUGUGGUGGUCGAAGAAGAUCAAUCUGGACAGCUCGUUGAGAAGAUCCAGCACCUUCGACCAUACGAGGAGAUUGCCCACCGCUUAUUUGAAGGAUAUCAGAGUGCACAGGCACAGCCUCACCUACAGAGGGGCUAUGCUCAAUAUAAAUCGAUACAGACUCAGGGCGUCCAGUUGUCCGGAUAUUUAUAGGAACUCGAUGACCACCAUAGCCAAGACCAAGCUCGUGUGGUACGCGGGCCUGUGGGAGUUCUGGGACCUAGUCGUCGACAUGCUCGAUUUCUCCCAUUUCGCAGACUCCCGCUUCUUGCUCUUCGCUAUCAGCAAUUUCCUCCUUCACACAUGGUACGACGUCCCCUACGUCUAUUUGACGGACAACGCGAUCGAGAUGGGAUUCAGCGAAACCGAUGCCUCCAUCUUGAUAUCGGUUAUAGGGAUAUCCAAUAUGAGUGGCGAGAUUCUCCUUGGUUGGGCAGGUGACAAAGCAUGGGUAAAUGCAUCUAUCGUGUACGCAGUGUGCAUGGCCCUCUGUGGUGCAGUGACAGCUUUAAUACCUAUGGUAGUUGGCAAUUACUAUGCUUUGUGCGCAAUCUCUGGUGCUUUUGGAUUAUUCAUCGGGGCAAAUUAUAGUCUUACCAGCAUCAUCCUCGUCGAACUGAUCACGCUCGAAAGAUUUACAAACGCGUACGGCCUUUUGCUUUUGGUACAAGGUGUUGCCAAUCUCAUGGGUCCUCCACUGGCUGGAUGGCUUUACGACAUCACAGGGACGUACGAUCUGUCGUUUUAUUUGGCCGGUUUCUUCAUUGCGUUAAGCGGAGUUCUGUUGCUGGCCAUGCCUUUAAUCAGCCUCUAUCGAAAAUGUUUGAACGGAUCCAGGAAGGAAGAGACGGAUAAGGAUUUCGCGAACAUGAACAGAGUUUGAAUAAACGGCGACUAGUAGUAUUAAAGAUGAUUAUACUCGAGGAAAUUACGAUCGUCGAUAACGAUGUACAUCGAUGUAUUUAUCAAUUCAACGGAAUUUAUGGAAUACAUAACACUUCCAAAGCAAAAGGAAUUGCAAUUAGCACCUGUACAAUUAGUUUUACAGCAAGGUAUCUUUUACCCGCAAUACGUGUUAAAAUCAGUCGCGUGUUUUACAUUCAAUUAAACGUUCGUGGGGUUCCUUCAUAGAAUAGCGUAUACACGAGUUGAUUGAACAAUUAAGCUCGACAAUUAAGUAAUUCAUCUAGAAAAGAAAAGAAAAAGAAAAAAAGAAAAAAAAAAAAGAAAGACAGAAGGAAAAGAAAUAACGUUUUUUGAGAUAUCUUCUUUCAUUAAGGAUUUAUAUGUCCUUUAAGUUUCGCGCGUGAUAUUUAAACAGAUCGAUCGAUUUAAAACGAUGUAAAAAUAAGCGAGAUCUAUUGUUGAUAACGAUAAUGUCCGAAGAUAAUGUUACGAAUGAUCUGACAAGAUUUAUGUCGAUACGUAAGUUGAUCGAAUUGCGAAUGAAUUCCAUAUGAUCGCUGUUCGCAAUUAACAUUUUACGAUAUUUACAUAAAUCUUGUAUUCACUUUGUAUUCAGCGAACUCAAUAAUCAUACUAAUAAUGAUAUUACACAAGAGUUAGACAAAAAACGUUGCUAACUUCUCAAAGUUGAAAAAAUAUUGAUAAUCGUUGAAAUAAAUAAAAAAAAAAAAAAAAUGUAACGGAGGAACAGAAGUUUAUGAUUAGAUAGUGAAUCGAUAUCACAAUAAAAGUAAUAUCAAUUAAAAUAAGAUAAUGCUUGCUUUAGCAAUAAAGUGCACAGACUUUGCGAAUCGUUUCUAACGUUAAGCGUGAUCGAUAAUUAAGAAAAGUUUGAAUCUCAGGAUAAUAGAUAAAUGAUUAAAGCGAUAAUUUAAUAAACGGUCAACCGGUCUUUACUCCUCUAGGAUUAAACGAAAUUCGUCUUGUACUUUUUCACGAUACGUUCUCAAAGGAAAAAGUAAGAGGAAAAAGAAGAAAAAAAAAAAAAAAAAAAAAAAAACGUUCCUUUUUACGUAUAAACUUUUUCAUUCAAUUAUACGUAUAAAAUUUGACAAGUUAUUUCUAAAUAACGCCAAAGAUAUCAUUGUAAAUAUAAGUCAUGCGACAUAUAUCAACAACAUGUGUUAAAAAUAUAUUAGUUAAAUAAUUUCGUUAUUUUGUUGAUUUUGUUAUGUCGUUUAAUUAUCUUGAUAACCAGAAGUCGCCUUCACAUUUCAAUAACGUAACGUUUAAUUUUAUGCCUACAUUUGUAUUAAUUUUGUCGAUCGAAUAGACAAAAAGUGAGAUUAAUCGAACAACGCAAACUAAGUAAUAAUCGAUUAGCCGUAUCAAUUUAGUUACCAUUUUCUUUCCUUUAGAUUCAUGUACAUUUGUGCAUGCAAAAUUUUUAAAGAUGUAUAUGUAAAUAGGCAUAUAUGUAUAUAAUAUAUAUAAUAUAUAUAUAAUAUGUAUAUAAUAUAUAUAAUAUAUAUAUAUAAUAUAUAUAGCUUUUCUGUGAUGAUGAACCUGAAUUUUAUGAACUUUCCGAGCUACAAAUAGGUUAAUACCUCCGUUUCCAUAGCGUGUGCGUGCGUGCGUGUAUUAUUAAUUCUAACGAUGCAUUUCCAAUUUAUUUGCACCACUAUUAUAUCAUAUAAUCUACCAAUAUCAUACAGUCAUACACGGAUAUUAUAAUUAUAAUUCUUCCUCAAUCGACGCAAUUUAUUUAUCGAGAUAUUAAUUAUUAAUCAUAGAAUUGGAAGAUUACAAUUUCUUAAAUCUUAAUUAUUUUAAAUGUUUGAUCGAGUUAAGUACGGAUAAAUCGAAGAUUAAUAUUAAAAUUGAUAAAAAAAAAAAAUCGAAGUGCGUGUAAUUCCUCCGAUAUAAGCUAAUUUUCUAGAAAAGUCACUCGUACAUUCGAACAAGUUAGUUUUCAGAAUUUUUACUUAGAACACACACUUGUGACUGUACGGGGCCUUCACACGAGAGAAAAAUUUCAAAAGUAUAUUUUCUUCGAAUAAAUAUACAAAAGAAAAAAAAAAAAAAAAAAAAAAAAAAAGAAAUCCAUUCUUCGAUAUUUAAGAAAAGGAAAACAGAUAUCUAUGUAUGAAUUACUUGUUUAUCCUUGCGUCUUAAUAUAUCUACGUAUAUACAUAUAUAAAUCUAUCGGCACGUUUUGCCAAUUCGAGUAAUAAUUUAUUCUUUCAUGGUACAAUAACUAGUUCUACAGUGCAUGUGCUCGCGUUAUGGUAGCGUGAUUAUGCAUACGCGGCCUUACAGGCGUUUACGAGAUGUAAUAAAAGUAAUAUUUUAUUAUGGAGACAAAAAAACUGCAUUUCAAAUAUAUCGAAACCGAGUCGUGUGUGACUUUCGUCAAGUAGCUAUUAAGUAGUUAUUAAGACGAGGUAUAUGGGAUAAUAAUUUUUUGUAAAAGGACUAGUGAGAACUUCUAUAUUAUAUUUGUGAAAGCGGAGCGAAUUUACGUCUAACGUAUAUACGAGGUUUUAAAAUGCAUGUUUUUGUUCAAGCGAACGAGAGGAUACGUUUCCAUACGUGACGAAAGACGUUUUGAGAAUUUAAUUAAAAUUGGUGAUAAGUGUGUCCACCAAGUGUGUCUUAAA